UGAAAGAAAAUCUGCAAAACCCCUCAUCGAGAAGCUCGUACAGAUCGCCGUAUGUGCCCAGAAACCCCACCAACCCUACCCACCAUCUGUAAAUAUCCGAAUCUUGGGUUAGUCGCGAUGCCAACACCACGGAGACAAGGGCCCACGAAGGAUCGAGAGGAAUGCCACAUGUCAAGCCAGACAACCUGUUAUGGCAUCUUUGGCCCAAUGGAGGCAGCUUGCACUUGAGAUCCUGAGAACUCACCACGCAGUCAUCGUGUCUAUGCCGAGAAAACAGGUUCCAGGCCGACUGCACCGAACCCUUCUCUCCCAGGUUGAGAGUCCGAGACUGUAUAGGCACAUCGAGUCAGUUCAUUGACCAUGAGGUUUCGCGACGGACAAUGGCUCGUGGCCGAGGGCGUGCGCAUCGAGUAUGCCGAGGAGGUCUACCGAAUAACGCCAACCCCUUCCGGGAAAGGCAUUAGCCUGCUGUGCCCAACGCGCAAGAUCAUGACGCGCGGCGACACCCUGAAUCUUGGUACACUCAGCAUUGACAUCGAGGCCGCCAUCGACGGCGUCAUCUCCGUCGAGACUACCCACUGGCAGGGUGCUGUCCGUCGCGGGCCAGACUUCGAUCUUUUCCCUGCAGGCCGCCCUGAGGUGAAUGCCAAAAUCACAACGACCGAGAAUGGCACCACGCUCUCCGCCGGGAGCCUCUCGGCAACAGUCAGCGGCAAACCACACGAGUUCGACAUCUCGUUCCACCCGACCGACAGCAGGAAGCCGCUGACCACGCUCCUCAACCGGUCUGUUGGCUUGGCCUAUACGCCGGCGCCAAGCACGCCCAUGCAGUUGGCCGAUGUGCGCAACUUCAAGCAUUAUAUCUUCACGCAAACCACACUCAGCGUCGGCGAGUCUGUUCACGGCCUUGGCGAGCGUUUUGGCCCCUUCAACAAGGUCGGCCAAAAGGUGGACUUGUGGAACGCCGAUGGCGGCACUUCCUCGGAUCAGGCGUACAAAAACAUCAGCUUUUGGAUGAGCUCUCGCGGGUACGGAGUCUUCAUUGACACGCCCGAGCGCGUUGAGCUUGAGAUCGGAAGCGAGCGCUGCUGCCGCGUGCAAACCAGCGUCGAAGGGCAGAGGCUCCGCUGGUACAUCAUCUACGGCCUCUCCCCUCGCGAGAUCCUCCGCAGAUACUCGAUCCUCACGGGUGUGCCGGGCAGUGUGCCCAGCUGGUCCUUUGGCUUGUGGCUUAGCACGUCCUUCACCACCUCGUACGACGAGAAAACCGUCAACAGCUUUCUCGCAGGCAUGCAGGCCCGCGACAUUCCGGUCGAGGUGUUCCACUUUGACUGCUUCUGGCUCAAGGCCUUCCAGUGGUGCGAUUUCGAGUUUGACCAGGACAUGUUCCCUGACCCCAAGGGUCAAAUCACGCGUCUGAAGGCCGACGGCGUGGUGAAGAAGGUCUGCGUGUGGACGAACCCCUACCUCGGCCAGGCCUCCCCCGUGUUUGCCGAGGCCGCCGCCAAGGGCUAUCUGCUGAAGCGCAAGAACGGAGACAUCUUCCAGUGGGACUUGUGGCAGACGGGCAUGGGCAUUGUCGACUUCACCAAUCCUGAUGCCUGUGCCUGGUUUGUCAGCUGUUUGGAGAGGCUCUUUGACACUGGCGUCGACUCCAUCAAGACGGACUUUGGAGAGCGUAUCCCGUCUGAGGACGUGCAGUGGUUCGACUCCUCCGUGGACCCCAAGAGGAUGCAUAACUACUAUGCCUUCAUCUACAACAAGCUGGUCUACGAAGCCCUGCAGAAACGCUAUGGCGCCAACGAGGCCGUCCUGUUCGCCCGCAGUGCGACGGCAGGGACACAGCGAUUCCCGCUCACUUGGGGCGGGGACUGUGAGUCGACGCCCGAGGCCAUGGCCGAGUCCCUCCGUGGCGGAUUGUCCCUGGGAUUGUCCGGCUUCGCUUUCUGGAGCGUCGACAUUGGCGGUUUCGAAGGCUACCCGCCGCCCUGGAUCUACAAGCGCUGGGUCGCCUUUGGCCUGCUCUGUUCACACUCGCGUUUGCACGGCUCCAACUCAUACCGUGUGCCCUGGACCGUGGAUGACGACGACCAGUCGGAGGAGGGGUGCUCGGCCACCCUCCGCAAGUGGACGCACCUCAAGGCCCGGCUCAUGCCCUAUCUGUUCUCGCAGGCCCAGGACUGCGUGAAGAACGGCAUUCCGCUCAGUCUUAGGGCAAUGUGCAUCGAGUUCCCCGAGGACCCGACUGCAUGGACCCUCGACCGCCAGUUCAUGCUCGGCGAUAGUCUCCUUGUCGCACCCGUGUUUGAGGAGGAUGGCACAGUUCAAUUCUAUCUGCCCAACGGAAAGUGGACAAAUUUCUUCACCGGAGAGGUGAAGAGCGGCCCCGGCUGGUUCACCGAGACCCACUCAUUCGGCUCUUUGCCACUGUAUGUCCGCCAAAACACGCUUCUGGUCUUGGGGAAGGAGGGCGAGAAGAGGACUGUCUACGACUACACAACCGAUGUGGAGGUGAGAAGUUACUUUGCCAGCGAGGGCGCCGCCGCUGUCCUGGUUGACAGCGAGGGAAAGAGAGUCGGCAUCCUGGAGGUCAAGGAUGGACAGGUCGUGGGGAAGGACGUCUUGAAGGGCAACUCGGUCAUCACUGUCGUGAGCGAGUGAGGCACUUGGGUCGACGUGUCUAGCAUGAACAGACGUUAGGAGUCUACUUAGGUUUAGUGCUCACGACUUCCCAGUUAUCUGCGAACAUGGACCCCACGCACCCCUGAAAGUCCUUGGAACAUACAAUGUAUGCGAGUCGAGAUGCGCUUCCAAACGCAGCACUCAAAUUCCCAGAGAGCCACUGUCUCCGAACUGAUCCUCUGAUGUCAUCGCUGUACAGACAAGCGAUUAAGACAUGUCCCUGGGGCAUGUCCCUGAGGCCUGUA
Molecule: messenger RNA, 2927 nt
Organism: Parathielavia appendiculata
Lineage: Eukaryota; Fungi; Ascomycota; Sordariomycetes; Sordariales; Chaetomiaceae
Product: glycoside hydrolase family 31 protein
Exons: 3
Coding region: 361-2661 (766 amino acids)
Biological process (GO): carbohydrate metabolic process
Molecular function (GO): carbohydrate binding; hydrolase activity, hydrolyzing O-glycosyl compounds
Source: RefSeq, a predicted model, not a curated record